GUUUACAGUCAGCCCUCCUCUGACAGUUGGGGCUGGUCUCAUCACAACAUCAUCAGGGCGUUACAGGCAACGCUCAGAAACAGUAGCGGUCCUCCUUAAGUUGGAAUUGGUCCUCCCCGAAUGGGACAGCAGUUCCUUUCAAAUACAGACGACAUGAAAUGUUGAUGUGGUGAAAAUGAACAAACCCAAAAUGGCCACAGAGAAAGGUGUUCCCAGUAACUCCCGGGUGCUGAUGCUCCUGGGUCAACUGGAGAGGAUGAAUGGAGAGGCCAUGGGGAGGGAUGUAGAAACGGCCAGACAGGUCACUGCAAAGAUACUUCAUCUCAUACAGACACAAGAGAAGAGUGGAAAAGAGGUGAUGUCCAAAGGCUCCACUGGAAUGGAAGUCAUCCUAGCUUCAUUGGAGAGCUCCCGUGAUGUUCAGACAACUCUGAACAUUUUGUACAUUCUUACUGAGCUGCUGACUGUGGGAAGAGGUCGUAGGGUGGGAGUGUUUGUGUCUAAAGGAGGAACGGGAAUAUUAUUCCAGAUUUUAAUCUCUGCAAGUAAGGAAUUGCCUCCCAGUGAGGAGCUCAUGCUGCAGCUUCACUCACUUCUGGCCAAAGUUGGACCUAAAGACAGAAAGUUUGGCGUGAAGGCUCGUUUAAGCGGCGCACUGAAUGUCACAGUCAACCUUUUGAAACAAAACCUUCAGAAUACAAAACUGCUGCUGCCCUGCCUGCAGGUUCUCCGUGUUUACUCUUCCAACUCGGUGAAUGCUAUUUCUUUGGGCAAGAAUGGAGUGGUUGAACUCAUGUUCAAGAUCGUCGCGCCAUACAGCAAAAAGAACACCAGCCUGCUCAAGGUAGCUCUGGACGCACUGGGAGCACUGCUCAAAUCCAAGACCAAUGCUCGGCGUGCAGUGGAUGGCGGACAUGUGCCUGUCUUACUCGCUCUUUACCUGGACUGGCAUCGCAAUGACACAAGACAUCGGCACAUGUUGAUACGUAAAGGGCUGCUCGUCUGCCUCAGGAACAUCACCAACAUCAAGCUGGGCAGGAAAGCCUUCAUCGAUGCUGAUGGCAUGAGGGUCCUCUACAACUCAUCCACUGAGUGUCUCCCAGUGCGGACUCUGGAUCCUCUGAUCAACACUUCAAGUCUCAUCAUGAGAAAGUGCUUUCCUAAGAACCGUCUGCCUCUGCCCACCAUCAAAUCAGCCUUCCACUACCAGCUGCCACAUGUACCCGCUGCAGGGCCUGUAGCACAGCUGUACAGCCAGCCACCUGGGGUGGAUGAUGUGGUGGACGAAAGCGACGAUAAUGAGGAGACAGACGGAGACACGGAGAACGAUACUGAGAAUGAUGAAGACGAGAAGGAUCAACGCACUUUGAAUGACGACAUAGAGACAGAUCUUAACAAGCUACAUCCCAAAAAGAGCCCUGGACGUCCUUUUGAGGAGUUAAGAGUUUAUGAAAGGUUCUUCGUGGAGCUCUCAGAAGACUUCCAGGGUUUUAACUUUGACUGUUCAAAGAGUGCCUCUACUACAUCUUCAUCAUCAUCCUUCUCCUCAUCUUCAGCCUCCUCUCUACCCUCUCGGCCAAUCAUCGUACCUACAGCUCAGGCCCUGUCACCAAAACGUGACCCCGUAUCAGCCCUUCAGGGGAGCUGCAAUCCUACCAAAGGAACACCGACACUUCCAUCUCCUGCUGUGCCAGCUCCUACUCUUCCUGCUCCCCUAAAACCCUUAGAAUUGGACACUAUUCACCUCAAUAAGGACCAAGACAAACAAGAGAAGGCCAACAUUCCCUCCCCAGACACACAUUCAACACUGUCCCCCCUCAUGCGGCCUCCUCAAGGGCAGGUCAUAGCACAGGAACUAGUAAGCGUGUUGGAGAGCGUGUCUCUAGAUGAAGAGGUGUUUCUGAGUGCAGACGAUGGAGGGAGAAAGGAAAUCAAACAGGAGGGUUCCCCAGUCAGCGCCACCAGACACAUUCAGUCUCCCCUGCUCCUUGGGGGCAUCCCAACUCUGCGUGUGGGAGGUGGGGGCAGCAACUGGGGGUCAGACUGUGGCUCAGAGGGUGCUGAGGAUGAGGGAGCAGAAGGAGCUGUUCUGGAGGUUCCAGACACGGCGCUGCUCCUCCCGCUGCAUGACCCCGACAUUUACGUGGAGAAGGUGAAAGGGACGCUCUCCGUACCCCGGUACGCUGAAGUGGCUUACCCAGACUAUUUUGGCCAUGUGGCUCCAACUUUUAGGGAACCUCUUCUGGAGAGAGUUUAUGGCGUUCAGAGGUCUAAGAUUUUCCAGGACAUCGAAAGGUUGAUUCAUCCUAAUGAUAUCCUGGACAAAGUAGUUUAUGACCUGGACAUUCCAAGUUGUCCUUUGUUAGAAGACAAUGGUGAAUCCCUGAAGUUCAACUCUCAGUUUGAGUCUGGAAACCUCAGGAAGGCAAUUCAAGUCAGAAAAUACGAGUAUGACCUUGUGCUGAAUUCAGACAUCAACAGUAACCAUUACCACCAGUGGUUCUACUUUGAAGUGAGCGGUAUGCGGGUGGGAACUAUGUACCGCUUCAACAUUAUCAACUGUGAGAAGUCCAACAGCCAGUUCAACUAUGGCAUGCAGGUGCUGAUGUAUUCUGUACAAGAGGCGAUCAGUGGAAGGCCUCGCUGGGUCAGAACAGGAACAGACAUCUGUUACUACAAGAAUCAUUUUGCGAGGAGUUCCAUUGCAGCUGGUGGUCAGAAAGGGAAAUCCUACUAUACAAUGACCUUCAGCAUGAGCUUCAGCCAUAAGGAUGAUGUCUGCUACUUUGCCUAUCAUUUCCCAUAUACAUACUCCACUCUCAAGAUGCACCUGUCCAAACUGGAGGCUUUGAGGACUCCUCAGAUCUACAUGAGAAAGGACGUCCUGUGUGAAACGCUGGGGGGAAACAGCUGCCCCCUUCUAACCAUCACUGCCAUGCCGGAGUCUAACUCCAAUGAUCACAUCUGUCAGUUCAGGAAUCGUCCAUUGAUCUUCUUGUCGGCUAGAGUGCACCCUGGAGAGACCAAUGCAAGCUGGGUAAUGAAGGGCACGCUGGAGUUCCUGAUGGGCACCAGCCCGCUUGCAGCCAGCCUGAGAGAUGCCUACAUCUUCAAGAUAGUCCCUAUGCUCAACCCUGAUGGAGUUAUAAAUGGAAAUCAUCGUUGUUCUCUGAGUGGAGAAGAUUUGAAUCGGCAGUGGCAGAACCCCAAUCCUGAGCUCCACCCCACCAUCUACCACACUAAGAGCCUGCUGCAGUACCUUGCACACAUACAAAGGGCACCACUGGUGUUUUGUGACUACCACGGCCACUCCAGAAAAAAGAAUGUGUUCAUGUAUGGCUGCAGCGUAAAGGAGACAGUCUGGCAGUCCAAUAUCAGUGCCACGUCUAGCGACUUACAGGAAGACCUUGGAUACAGGGCACUGCCUAAAAUCCUGUCCCAGAUCGCCCCGGCCUUCAGCAUGGCCAGCUGCAGUUUUGUUGUGGAGCGCUCCAAAGAGUCGACCGCCCGCGUUGUUGUAUGGAGAGAGAUAGGAGUGCAGCGCAGCUACACCAUGGAGAGCACGCUGUGUGGUUGUGACCAGGGGAAAUACAAGGGUCUCCAGAUUGGUACCAGAGAGCUGGAGGAGAUGGGAGCCCAAUUCUGCGUUGCUCUGCUGAGGCUGAAGAGGCUGACGGGGCUUCGCAACCACCAACAUCUGCUGGAUUUAGAGAGUGAUAUCAUCGGAACACAGUCUAAAGUGGUCAGCAGCAGCUCCACGACUUACGUGAUGGAGGAGGAUGAACCGUCCUUUCUGGAGGCAAUAGACUACAGCGCGGAGAGCAACGACGAGGACGCCGAGCCUGAAAACGAACACGGCACCGAAGUCCACGAGAAUCCUGAUCACCUGUCAGACUCUGACACCAAUCACAGGGACUAAUGCUGAGCUGUUAAUCACAUCUGUAAAAAAUUAUCUGAGCUUAUACACAACCAGUUCUCAAAUUAGCUGAGCUUAUAAAGGUAAAUAGUCAACCCCACACUUCUCACUCUGACAGGUGAAAAACUAGCUUAAACCUUGUUGUAUAGACACUUUAUGAUGGUAUGUAGGCUGGUGCUCUUUUCCCAGACAUAUUUCUCCUAAAGAUGCAACUCCACUGGCCUUCUUCUGUAGACCGGCUGAAAAAAGUGCUCAAUAGAAAUCAAGAUGGAUUACAAUGAAUGUUAACACCUUUCACCUUUAUGCAGUAACCUUCAUGAGCUGUAACAGACACCAUAUAGCCUCUGAGAUUCACAUUUAGCUAGCCAGAGCAGCAAACAGCAGGCACCACUGAUCCUUAACUUGAAUCCUUGUCCACUUGUUAAUUUUUCACUUUAGCCGUGAUAGUGUUACCGGUUGGGGGGGGGGGGCUUCUUUGGUAGGGUCUUGAAACCUUUGUCGCCUGUGAGCCUGUGUGUUAGUGGACACACUCCAGGUGAUGGAGGGAGACUUGAUCACCUCCACUGACCAGUUUAGAGGUGAAACCAACAUGCCUUCUUAGACCCUGUUUACACCUUACGCUAACAUCCAUUCUUGGUGAUCUCAUAACAAAUGGUGAGCCUUAAUGCUAAGUAUGCAGGUACCCCGAUGCACCCUGGGUAUGGAUAGAGUCUCCUUAGCUGGCACGAUAUGGUAGUUCGCCAUCAACUCACUGGGAACUGGGUAAACAAUGCUCCCUCUCACCAGGUGAAAAAAACACACAUUCAGGCUUUUUAACUGGAAAUAAUGAACAACUUUUACUUGUAUAAGAAUUCACUAGAGACACAGUCAGUACAUUUAUAUUCAUAGUAAAGUUGAGCCGAGUCGAGAAAACUUCUUUUGCAACCCCAUGUUUGAAUCAGCAUGUAGGAGUGCUAAAUUAAAUUGUUUGAAUAUAUUAGAAAAGUACAGGCUACUGAUAUCUGUCCAUGUUACAUUAUUUGCCAGUGGCUGAUGUUUGUCAAAUAACAUCAAUUUGCUUAAUUUACUUGCUUUUAAUCAUACCAUCCAAACACACGUGUACUCUACUCUCUCAAACAACUAAACGAUACGGUACGACACUAUACGAUAUGAUGCGAUAUCUAUCACAAUAGAGGCCCAGAUAUGAUCCGAUAUGAUCCAGUACAAUACGAUAUGUACACAUUGAUUUGGAACUAUAAGCAUGUCAUAAUAAACAUGAAAACUAAACUUUUAAACACUUAAAUUGAGAUCCUCAGCUUCAAGUAGGCCCACCUAUAGCACCUUUUGGGCCCUUUGGGUAGCAUUAAUGAACUGACAAGUGAGGAUUAAACAUUAUUACUGUCACUCCUUAAUCAGCUCUCUGAAGCCUUCAUUGCUAGUGCCGCUGUUUGGCUGCUAAUUAGCCUAAUGUGUGUAGAUGAAGAUUACUGUUGCUGUAGUGUUUUACCUUGUUUAUCACACAUCUGGCAUGAAUCAUGUCCAACUCCUGACUUUCUGUGUGAAGAAACCCGAAUUAUCCAGUAUAUUUGCUUUUAGUCUUGCUGGCAGUGGAUAGACACAAUGAUUUAUAAUACUGCUGUAAGUACCAUUUAUAAUCAUACAGAUUCUGUAACAUCUGUAUCGAUACACAUAUCGGCAAGGAGCGUGCAACAAUAUGUUGUAUCAAUUUUUAGAGCCUACCUCCUACAUCUUUUCUUUUCAUGUACGUGAUCAUAUGUCAGUAUUUUUAUGCCAUACAUAUGCAUGAUACUAUUUGCAUUUUUAAACUCAAUGUUCAGUAAUUAGGCUUCGGUAGAUCAAUGCGUUGAAGAUUUUUGUUGGCGCCUAUCACAAACAAAGUUAAUAGAGUGGAGUAAAACAUUGACUGCAUGAACUGCAGAAAACUGUUCCAGUGACAGAAGAGGUUCACAUUUAACAUAAGCUGUAUCCACUCUCUGGUACAUUAAUUGGUCAUUAAGUGCUUGUCUUUCUCUCUUCCUCUUUUCCUUUCUUCAAAUAAGAAUCCUCAGUGUUAUUCAUUGUUGGUGUCAUGCAGCGCCCAAUCAAAAAUGUCAGGAAGUUUGAGUAUAUUACAAACUUUGCUUAUCCUGUGCCAGUGCCUCAGUGACACCAGGGGGUAACUAACAAAUUAUCAGAGGUCCCCAGGUACUGCUUAUCUUUUUUGAAUAGGAAAGUAGUCUGUAGAAAUUUCACCUCUCACACAAGUUCACAUGGAUUUAAAAGCCCAGUUUCAGUCAGACUAACUCAGUUACCUUUUUCUAACUGCAAGUAAACAUACUGUUGGAGCAAAGUGUAAGCAUGCAUACUUAAGGGGAGUCUACUUGUAUCAGAUCACCCAGAACAGAUGUUAAUGCGAGGUGUAAACAAGGCCUUCUUCUCUUUUCCUUUAUCUCUUCAGUCAAAAUAGGCGCUUUAACUUUUUACUCUUUGGGUCUUUCUUGUGUCCUUUCUUGGUUGCUUUCUUCUCUCUUCCUUCUCUUCCUUUUUAUCUGACAUGCAAAGGUUUCUGAAUGGCACACAUUUAGUGAGCAGCUGUUUUCAUGCAUGCACACCUGAAAAAUUCUUGACAUGACGUAAAAGAAAAAAGUAGAAAUGUCUCAACAGCAGAGUCUGGCUCUGUUAUAUCAGUUUUUGUGUUUUCAUCAUUGCUAUUUGUAUUUUGGCAAAUUAAAGGGCAAUCAAAUGGACAAAAAACGAUGAUAUUGGCAAACUGAUAAUACAGCAGCACAGUUUAAUUACACACCCAGAGAUUAAAGUUGUGUACCACUUACUUUUGGUGUAUCUCCUGCUGUUUUUGUCACAUCAGCUCAACCCAAAUUCCUGGACACAAUUUACUUAAAAGAUGUCAGGAAUAAUUCCAGAUGAAGUCAGAGAGAAAAAUUAAAGUUUUGGCCAUGAGACAUGCAGCUUAUUCUGGAAAUUUCUGGAAAUUUUCAAGAGUUUUGUGAAGGAUGAAAGCACCAACUGGCAUCCCAAGUGCUUCAUGUAAAACCUGCUCAGAUGUAUCCACGCUUGAGUUGUUACCUCUCUUUCUCUCCUCUUUUUCAGUCACCGUGCACAAGGUCUAACCAUCCUCCACGUGCUGUUUUGCCUUGCUUAAUCCAAAAGUAUAUAACGCAGAUGUAGAAUGUUCACGUCUUCAUGGAGACACUCUGUAAAAUACAUGAAUCAAAGUUAUAACCACACACCACUAACUAACAAGAACAGGUUUGGUUUGAGCUUGUUUGCGAUGUAAAAACAGGAAUGUAAAAUAUCCACAUGCACUCUUAGUGUCUGGUGGUUUUUAAUAACAGGCAGUAUUAUAAUGUCAGAUAGGGACAAAACGCAUGGGCUGUAAGGAGCAGAGACAACGUUUUGCACUUUGGAUACACACUAACAAAAACAUACUGAAUGGGAGUAAAACGUCACUUUACAACACGUCACACUUUGCAAACCUCAGUCACCUCAGUAGUUUAAGGACUCCAGUCUAAAGCUUCACGUUUUAAAGAAAUAUACUGGAAUUUAGUAUCCUUUUUAUCACUUCAAGUUUGUGUGUACAUUUUGUGGGUUUCCUUUGGAGAGACUGUUGCAUAAAAGCAGAUGGUGCUUUGUAUUAAGAGUAUAGAGCUAGAUUAUUUCUUUGUUUAUGGGUAUGAGUUUAUUCUGUCGUGUUUGUACAGCUAGCGCAUGGCUAUUUUCUGUUUUUAUUUUUUAAUUUAUUAAAUUUUGUGAAAGGGAUGCAUCCUGUAUGUAUAUGAGGCAGAUUGAGUGUAAAUGUGUGCAGGAGUCUGGGCUAUUCCAUCAGUCAGCAGGCUUUUAUACUCUUAAUGUUUCUCUUUUAAGUUUAGCUCUCAUCCCCUUGUUUUCUGUAUUUUUUCUUGUCUUUGCUUCCUUUCAUAUAUCACUUACAGACUUGCUAAAAAGCCUACAAAGUCCUUGCUCUGAGUGCAUGUAUGUGUGCAAUACGGAUACACAUAGUUGGAUGUAUGUUAAUUAAUGUCAACUUUCUUUGAGAUUUGUGUGUGCUCUUAUCUCUUUUUUUGUCUUUAGAAGCUGAUGUCAACAAGAUGUUACUUUUCUUUUAUUUUGAGGUAAACAAAGCAGAGGUAGUGACUGAUUUUAGGUGAUUGUAACAAAGACAGAAGCAAAGAGUGAACAUGGGAAAUAAAAUGUGA
Cheilinus undulatus (humphead wrasse) is the source of this 8109-nucleotide messenger RNA. It is a transcript of the gene agtpbp1, whose product is annotated as ATP/GTP binding carboxypeptidase 1. The transcript is spliced from 26 exons. Gene Ontology annotation, molecular function: metallocarboxypeptidase activity; zinc ion binding. The coding region runs from base 176 to 3919 and encodes 1247 amino acids. The record is from RefSeq and is a predicted model, not a curated record. Lineage: Eukaryota; Metazoa; Chordata; Actinopteri; Labriformes; Labridae. Gene Ontology annotation, biological process: C-terminal protein deglutamylation; protein side chain deglutamylation; proteolysis.